This is a messenger RNA of Aspergillus glaucus CBS 516.65, 1146 nucleotides long. Its product is annotated as DUF4050 domain-containing protein. The record is from RefSeq and is a predicted model, not a curated record. Bases 24 to 1127 code for a protein of 367 amino acids. The transcript has a single exon. NCBI's taxonomy places the organism in Eukaryota, Fungi, Ascomycota, Eurotiomycetes, Eurotiales, Aspergillaceae.
AAAAAAAUAAAAAUAAAAAUAAAAUGACAACCCCCGAAACCCGCGACGCCGCAAUCCGCGAAGCAAAGCGCUACAUCCGCGACAUCGUCCGCAACGAUUGGAUCUUCGAGCCCUCAACUACCACGACAGGUCCACGCUUCCAAACCGCAUGGCCGAUCUCCGAGCGCGACGUUAAGGAAUGGCGACCGCGCGACUACGAAGAUUCGUGUUCUGAGUUUGAGCCCGAGAGUGAUGAUGGGGAUGCGGAGUUGGAGAGGGAGGCGGAGGGUUUGGGGUCGGGGCCGGAGGAGGAGCGGAGGAGGAAGAGGAGGAGGGCUGUUGAGGAGGAAAUUGGGUGGAACGAGGGGUUGAGGAUUUGGGCUGAGAGGAGGGAGGCGUGGUCGGGGGCUAGGACGAGGAGGGAGAUUAGUGAGAGGGAGGAGAGGUUGAGGGAUGGUGCGGCUAAUGGCACUGGUGAUAGUGGUGGUGGGGAUAAUGCUGCAACGGGUGUUGGUGAUGCGACGGAUGGUGAUGGUUCUGCGCUUGCUGCGAAGACGGAGGAGUCGCUUACUAUUACUGGGAGUGAUGCGCAAGAGGAUAAACCGCAACAACCCACCGAGUCGAAUAUUACGGAAUCAGAUCCUCUACCAGAAGACGACCAUCAGAAUCACGAAAUCCCCUCCCCAGACUCCUCCUCGACACCCUACUCCGUCGCCGACGAAUCCUACAUCCCCAUCGUCCCCUCCAUCCUCUCCGAAACAAACCCCAUCCGCGCCUCCAUCACAUCAAGCAUGUACCCCUCCAUCUACAGCAAAGUCAUUGUGCAAUCCCUCACCCCGACAGUCCCCAUCAACCUCGCCGACGUGACAAAAGCCAUGGUACAAGGCUGGAAAGCAGACGGGCAGUGGCCGCCGAAACCCGCCGCUACCAAUAUCGUCCUGCAAGACGACGCGACGGUAAAGAAGAAGGAUGACGGCGCGGAGAAAGAGACAAAGAAGAAGGGUGGUGUUGCAAGUGCUGUGCGCAAGGUUCUGCAUUUCUCAGGGUUCCAUCCGCAUCAUCAUCCGUUCCAUCGCAGGGGGUCGAGUCAUGGGAGCGGGCAUCACCAUGAACAUCCGGGGAGUCCGGGGCCGUCGAAUGGGAGAUAACGCUCUGUCUGUGACGGGG